GGGCAGCUGGGCUGGGCUGCCAGGAGCCAACGCGCGCGCUCCGUGUCCUCCUCUCGCGCCGCUCCCGACCAGUCCCCGCGCCGCGGUGCCCCAGGAGUCCCCUCAGCCCCGCACUCCGCACCCGCAGGCUCGCCGGUGCACGGCUACCGCCGUCCUCUGGCCGCGCGGUUGGCCUCGCCCCGCCCCGCCCGGUCUUUCCUCGCCCCGCCCCGCUCCGGUCAGCCCCGCCCCGCCCCGAGCCUCCUAGCCGUUCCCGCCCUCGCCCAGCGCCCAGGUAGCUGCGAGGAAACUUUUGCAGCGGCUGGGUAGCGGCACGUCUCCCGCUCCUCAGGGCCACUGCCAGGCUUGCCGAGUCCUGGGACUGCUCUCGCUCCCGCUGCCACUCUCCUGCGCUCUCCUCGCUCCCUGCGAAGCAGGAUGGCAGGGACCGUGCACACCGCGUGCUUGGUGGUGGCGAUGCUGCUCAGCUUGGACUGCCCGGGACAGGCGCAGCCCCCGCCGCCGCCGCCGGACGCCACCUGUCACCAGGUCCGCUCUUUCUUCCAGAGACUGCAACCCGGACUCAAAUGGGUGCCUGAAACCCCCGUGCCAGGGCGGGAAGGUGGGAGCUGGUUCCCCUGGCCUCGGCGGACUGGCUCCCCACAUCCAAGCUGGCGCCUCGGGAAUUUGCCGCCCUCGCUUGCACGAUCAGAUUUGCAAGUAUGUCUCCCCAAGGGCCCAACAUGCUGCUCAAGAAAGAUGGAAGAAAAAUACCAACUAACAGCACGAUUGAACAUGGAACAAUUGCUUCAGUCUGCGAGUAUGGAGCUCAAGUUCUUAAUUAUUCAGAAUGCUGCAGUUUUCCAAGAGGCCUUUGAAAUUGUUGUUCGCCAUGCCAAGAACUACACCAAUGCCAUGUUCAAAAACAACUAUCCGAGCCUGACCCCACAAGCUUUUGAGUUUGUGGGUGAAUUUUUCACUGAUGUGUCUCUCUACAUUCUGGGUUCUGACAUCAACGUGGAUGACAUGGUCAAUGAAUUGUUUGACAGCCUGUUUCCAGUCAUCUAUACCCAGCUAAUGAACCCAGGCCUGCCUGAGUCAACCUUAGACAUCAAUGAGUGCCUCCGAGGGGCAAGACGUGACCUAAAAGUAUUUGGGAAUUUCCCCAAGCUUAUUAUGACACAGGUUUCCAAGUCACUGCAAGUCACUAGAAUCUUCCUCCAGGCCCUGAAUCUUGGAAUCGAAGUGAUCAACACAACUGAUCACCUGAAGUUCAGUAAGGACUGUAGCCGAAUGCUCACCAGAAUGUGGUACUGCUCUUACUGCCAGGGACUGAUGAUGGUUAAGCCUUGUGGUGGCUACUGCAAUGUGGUCAUGCAAGGCUGUAUGGCAGGUGUGGUGGAGAUUGACAAGUACUGGAGAGAAUACAUUCUGUCUCUGGAAGAACUGGUGAAUGGCAUGUACAGAAUCUACGACAUGGAGAAUGUACUGCUUGGUCUCUUUUCGACGAUCCACGAUUCCAUCCAGUAUGUCCAGAAGAAUGGAGGAAAGCUGACCACCACCAUUGGCAAGUUAUGUGCCCAUUCUCAACAACGCCAAUAUAGAUCUGCUUAUUAUCCUGAAGAUCUGUUUAUUGACAAGAAAGUAUUAAAAGUUGCUCAUGUAGAACAUGAAGAAACCUUGUCCAGCCGAAGAAGGGAACUAAUUCAAAAGUUGAAAUCUUUCAUCAGCUUCUAUAGUGCUUUGCCUGGCUACAUCUGCAGCCAUAGCCCUGUGGCCGAAAACGACACUCUUUGCUGGAAUGGACAAGAGCUCGUGGAGAGGUACAGCCAAAAGGCAGCAAGGAAUGGAAUGAAAAAUCAGUUCAACCUCCAUGAGCUGAAAAUGAAGGGCCCUGAGCCAGUGGUCAGUCAAAUUAUUGACAAACUGAAGCACAUUAACCAGCUGCUGAGAACCAUGUCUGUGCCCAAAGGCAGAGUUCUGGAUAAAAACCUUGAUGAGGAAGGGCUUGAAAGUGGAGACUGUGGCGAUGAUGAAGACGAGUGUAUCGGAGGCUCUGGAGAUGGAAUGAUGAAAGUGAAGAAUCAGCUCCGCUUCCUUGCAGAACUGGCUUAUGAUCUGGACGUGGAUGAUGCUCCUGGAAGCAACCAACAUGUGAAUCAGAAGGACAAUGAGAUAGUCGCCUCUCACAACCUCGGGAAUGGCCAUUCCCCACUGAAGGUUCUAACCAGCUUGGCAAUCUAUGUGGUGUGCUUUUUCUUCCUGGUGCACUGACUUCCUAGUGCCCAGCUCACGUGCUGCCCUUCAGCACCCUGUGGUCUUCCUCUAUAAAGGGAACCACCUUCUUAUUUUUUUCUAUUUUUUUAUCUUAUAUACUUCCUCCAGCCAUUAAGUAGAAGACUAACCAUGUGUUAUGUUUUCGAAAAUCAAGUGGUAUCUUCACGAGGAAGGUAAAUUUUAGUGGUAGUAUAGAUUGUCCUUUUGCAAAGAAAAAAAUCAAGCUGUGUCAAAUUAUUUUCCUAUGUUUGGCUUCUAGAACAUGGUUACCAUGUCUUUCUCUCUCUUUCUCUUUGCAUGGAUUUCUUUGGGAAAAAAAAAUAAAUGCUCAAAUAAAAAUG
Equus quagga is the source of this 2597-nucleotide messenger RNA. RefSeq names its product glypican 3 (gene GPC3). The transcript is spliced from 9 exons. Gene Ontology annotation, biological process: positive regulation of canonical Wnt signaling pathway; cell migration; regulation of protein localization to membrane. The record is from RefSeq and is a predicted model, not a curated record. Gene Ontology annotation, cellular component: plasma membrane; cell surface; extracellular region. NCBI's taxonomy places the organism in Eukaryota, Metazoa, Chordata, Mammalia, Perissodactyla, Equidae. The coding region runs from base 418 to 2253 and encodes 611 amino acids.